This is a messenger RNA of Orbicella faveolata, 929 nucleotides long. RefSeq lists its product as uncharacterized. The record is from RefSeq and is a predicted model, not a curated record. Lineage: Eukaryota; Metazoa; Cnidaria; Anthozoa; Scleractinia; Merulinidae.
CCAACAUGGAUAUUAAAUUGCUCGCUGCAGCAUUUCAAAUUACAUCUAGCUCUGCUCCGCGAGUUGGGGAAUCAUGGAAACGUUGCCUGUCGUACUUGUCGCUUUUCUGGCUCUGUGCAUGAUGCCUUUCGCAUUUGGUCUUGAAUGCUAUGCGUGUACCAACCAGCCAGGACUUCCUGGAGGAAACAGUUGUGAAAGGGACAAAGCUGAGAAUAUUACUUGCGAUACGUUAGGGUUACUCGAUAGAUGCAUAACAGUGAAAUACACCACGUCUCUUGGACAAUUGGGCUCGAGGUCACUCGAGCUAAGGAACUGUUCCAACAACAUUUCGUGUGACCCGAACAGUCAGUUCUAUAUCUGCAAACUGGUCAACCAGACGGGAAACUUGACCAAUUGUUCAGCUGACUGUUGUGACGGCGACCUGUGUAACAAGAUCCCAGAGACAACAGCAAAACCCCAGCCACCAGCUCUUGAAUGCUAUGCGUGUACUAACCAGCCAGAACUUAUUGGAGGAGCCAAGUGUGAAAGCGACAAAGCUGAAAAGAUUACCUGCGAUCCGUUAUUGUUCAAUAGAUGCAUGACAGUGAAAUACACCAUGUAUCUUGGACAAUUGGGCUCGAGGUCAGUCGAGCAAAGGAACUGUUCCAACAGCGCUUCGUGUGACUCGAACAGUCAGUUCAAUACAUGCAAACUGGUCAACUCGACGGGCAUGGUGACCGAUUGUUCACUUGACUGUUGUGAAGGCAAACUGUGUAACAAGGUUCCGGAGCCAACAACAAAAAUCCAACCAACAAGUGAGGCCUUUGGAUUGGUUGCAAGCUUUGGCGCCAUUUUGUUUAGUUUUGUCCUGAACAUGUUUGCUUAACCUUGUAUCCAUCUUUUGUUUUGUUACUUAUUAAAAAGUCCGAUUCUUAAAACGUUUAACAAAU